This is a messenger RNA of Lactuca saligna, 1323 nucleotides long. Lineage: Eukaryota; Viridiplantae; Streptophyta; Magnoliopsida; Asterales; Asteraceae. The record is from the annotation of a GenBank genome assembly.
CGUUGCUUUAAAAAUAAUCCCUAACACACCAGUUACCCAAAAUCUUCUCUCCCGACUCCCGUAAUCCGUUAAGCGAACUGCGAAACCCGCCCCACUGACGACACAGCCAUUGUGCCACACGUAAAUCGCCAUUCCCUUUUCUGUUGCCAUCGCUACGUUUCCCGCCAAUCACAGCCCCACCCUCCGACGGGCACAGCCUUAUCCGAAGUCUGAACUCAGCAGCAGGCCAACAACAUCGCUUCUCUGUUGACCAUCGCUACCUACUUUGUCCACCAGUCACAGUCCCACCGAUCGACGACACAGUCACGUCGGAAGUCUGAACUCAGCAGUCAGCAGCAAGAAACUUUGUUUAAAUGGGUGGGAAACAACAUUGGUCAAAUCAACAGCUAAAAUGCUUAUUAGAAACAUGCAUUGAAGAAGUGAACAAAGUUGGUAGAAAAGGUUUAAGCUUGCAUAAAGAUUCGUGGAAUAAAUUAAGGAGCGUUCUUAAAGAAAAGUAUGGCAUGGACUUGACACACAAGCAAAUGAAAAAUGCAUAUGAUAACCUUAAAGCCAAAUACAGAGGAUGGGUAUAUUUGAGAAACAAAACUGGAAAUAUAUACAACCCUCAAACAAACACUUUUACUUUAACCACCGAAGAAUGGGAAGAAUUUAAGAAGGGGCAUCCAAAGGCUGCAUCACUGAAAACACACCCAUUGCCUUAUCCAGACCUCUGUGUAACCCUAUUUGGACCCUCUUCUUUUCAUCGUGUCCAAACACUUGAUAUUGCAUACAAACCUAAUUAUGACCUAGAAGAUGAUGAUGACAUUUUCUGUGAGACUAGUGAUCCUUCUGCUGAUUCACCUCUUUGUGUUGCACCUGAUGCAGCUCCUAAUACUUCUUCUAAGGUUGAUAGGCCUCCCUGUGCUUCUGCUGAUUCACCUCUCAGUGUCUCCCUUGAUCCAACUCCCGAUACUUCUUCUAAAGUUGAUAGGCCAAGUAAAAGGGCUAAAACCUCAAAUUCUUCUAUCAAUCUUGAUGAUUUGGCACUAGAUAUGGAAAAAGCUCUACGUCAUUUGGUGAAAGGCAAGGAUGGGCCAACAGUUGAGGAAUGUUAUGAUAGGUUGAAGCUAGUUGAGUUAGACCCUCUUGAUCCUUUAUUUUUAGCUGCUUUUUAUAUUUUCGGAGUGUCUAUAAAUAUGAGAGAAGCAUGGAUGACAUUGCCAGCGAUUCCUCAGGUUUUAAAAGGAUGGAUUAAGAUGACUGCUACGGGUUUAGGAGUAUUUAAGUAGGGAUUAUGUGCUUAGUUGGAAUUUUUUUUUUUUUUUUUUUUGCUUAUGUUGG